GUCUCACAGGGAACAGACUGAGAUGAUCUGGACCUUGGGUUGAUCAUCAAUUAGUUUCUAGCUGAAAGUCGCAGUUCUGCGGCAGCGAUGGAUCGGUAUGUGAGUCGUGAUGGGUGGAUAAAAGGGCUGAGAUACCUGGCCAUGUUUGUGUGGAUCAUGAUACCUUGCUUCUGGGUCGUACGGGAUUGUGUAUAAGAGCUCUAGUCAGGGUUAUUAUAGGACGAGUCCAACGGGGUUUGCAUCUACCAUUACGCACUGCAUCUUCGGGUAUUCUUUUCUUGCAGUAGUAACACGAUUGGUGUAAGGCUGUGAGAGGGUAUAUUCCUUUGUUGGGAGAAGUGCAUGAAUACCGGGCACCAUACGGCGGCAGGGUAUCAAAUUGCUAUGUCAUCUAGAGGCGAGGGGGAUUUAAAUAUGGAGGGUGUCAACGCGGGGAAUGGAGCGGACGAGAAAAAUUUUGUGAAGGGGAAGAACAAGUUGGGUUCAAAAUACAGAAAUUAUUUUACAGGGAAAUUUCAAGGGAAAUCUAAGAAAGGUGAGAAGUUGGAUCAGAAAGAUCCACGAAAAGAAAAUACUCGAUCGAAUUCAGAACCGACACCGAGACUAGUACCAAUAUUGAAAUCGACGCCUGGCUCAACGUCAGAACCAACAUCAGUACCAACACCUCAAUCACAGCUUCAAUCACAGUCACAUUCUCAACCAAAAUCUCAACCAAGAACCAUAACCACAGUCACAAUCAUGCCUCCUAAAUCAUCUCCAACCCAACCACGUUGGAUCUCCGAUAUUUCCAAAACAACACCGACGAUAGUCUCCGAUAUCGAAUCCGCAACUCAUAGUGUCCAUUCCAUCUUUCAUGACCUCAAAACCAUCACCCCAGAAGAUGCAAACACACUUCUCCAACUCUUUUCCUCUCAGAUCAAGGGUGUCCAAAAUGACAACACGCUCCUUCUUGAGAAGACGGUGAAACUCCUGGCGUCUCAACCGGAAGACUCACAGAUUGGAAAAAGUCUAACAGCAAGUUUUGUUAAUACGCUAUGGGAUGCCUUGCCGCACCCACCUGUGAGGAGUUUAGAUAAGAAGUUUAUGUAUAGAGAUGCGGAUGGAGGAAAUAACAACAUUCUGAUGCCGGAUUUAGGAAGAGCGGGGACAGCAUAUGCAAAGAGUGUUAAACCUGAGAGAAUGAGAAAGAAGAACCUGCCGGAUCCCGGGGAGCUUUUCGAUGGCUUGAUGAGGAGGGGCGGAUUGGAUGGAGAAGAGGACUUCAAGGGAAGCCAGACUGGGAUCAGUAGUCAGCUGUUCUAUCUGGCUACGAUUAUUAUCCAUGAUCUUUUCCUUACGGAUCAUGAAGAUAUGACGAAAUCGAAGACUAGUAGUUACUUGGAUCUCGCACCUCUCUACGGCUGUAAUCAAGAAGAGCAAAAUGCGGUCCGAACAUUCGAGGAUGGUAAACUCAAACCAGAUUGUUUUUCUUCGAAGAGAAUCUUAGGAUUUCCCCCCGGUGUGGGAGUCUUCUUGAUCAUGUUCAACCGAUUUCACAAUCAUGUGGUUGGAAUGCUUGCUCAAAUCAACGAUAAUGGCCGUUUCACAAAACCCAAAGCAGAGGCGGCAAAAUCUGCAUUCGAUAAAUACGACAACGACCUCUUUCAAACAGGUAGACUCAUUACUUGUGGCUUAUAUGUCAAUAUCGUUUUGAAAGACUAUGUUCGUACGAUUUUGAAUCUCAAUCGUACAACUUCAAAAUGGGAUUUGGAUCCAAGAGUCUCUGAGACUAAGACCCUCUUGAACAAGCCUGCUGCGGAGGGUGUAGGAAAUCAAGUCACUGCUGAGUUUAAUUUGAUCUACCGCUGGCACUCGGCUAUCUCCCAAAGAGAUGAGAAAUGGACCAACGCAGAAUACGCUAGACUAUUUCCUAAUAAGAACCCGACUGAUGUCACGCUUCCCGAACUUCUCAGGGGCCUCCACUCAAUGGAAGCAGACCUUCCUGUCGAUCCAUCUCAACGCUCUUUCGCAGAUCUCAAUCGUUUGUCUAAUGGGUCAUACGAUGAUGAAUCGCUCGUAUCAAUUUUCGAAUCCUCAGUAGAAGAUCUCUCUGGUGCCUUUGGGGCCACAAACGUCCCACCUAUCAUGCGCUCUAUCGAAAUCCUCUCUAUUCUCCAAAGUCGCUCUUGGAAUAUGUGCACCCUUAAUGAAUUCCGUUCAUUCGUCGGAUUAUCACGUCAUACAUCGUUUGCGGAUAUAAAUCCCGACCCUGUUAUUGCGAAACGACUCAAAGAAUUCUAUGGGAGUCCUGACGAUGUGGAAUUUUAUCCGGGAGUUGUGGUUGAAAAAAUUAAACCACCGGUGGUACCAGGUAGUGGUUUAUGCACUGGAUAUAGUAUCAGUUAUAGUAUUUUGAGUGAUGCAGUAGGGCUGGUUAGGGGAGAUAGAUUUUAUACUACAGAUUACACGCCGGAGAGUCUUACUAAUUGGGGAUACAAUGAAGUACAAUUCGACACAGACAUCGACGAUGGUGCUGUACUUUACAAAUUAGUCCUUCGAGCUUUCCCAAACCACUUCCAGGGGAACUCUAUAUAUGCACAUUUCCCAUUCGUUACACCUGAGGCUAAUCUUAAAAUCCAAAAGGAUUUGGGGAGAGAAAAUUUGUAUAGCUGGGAUAAACCUAAGAAGAAGGCAGAUACGCCAACAGUGGAGAGUUGGGAAGAGUGCAAGAAAAUCUUGAAUGAUAAGGCUAAUUGGAAGGUAACAUGGGGUCCACCAAUUGCCGUCCUAACUUCACAAUCGCCCUCCGACUCAAAGACUACAGGGCCGCCAAAAAUACCUCCGUUCUGUCUCGCAGGAGAUGAAUCCAUAAAUACAACCUCGCGCUCUCUUAUAAUAUCAUCUUUCCACGAUCUUCCAACCGGUCACGGUAAUAAGAAUGAUAAAGAACAUCCUGAUUGGCAAUCUGCAGUUGCGCAAUUCUACACAGUUAACACGGCCGAUUUAUUUGAUAAACAUAAAGUUCUCAUUCCAACUGUUAAUGCGUACAGCAAUGCUAAUGGCAACGGAAGUACAACAAAAAAUGGAGCUGCAGCACCCAAAAAGACGUAUAGAGUGGACGUCGUAGCUGACAUAUGCAAUCGUGUCUUCACUCGUUUCGCAGCCGGCGUGUUUGAUUUCCCCCUGAAACUCGGAAUGGGCAAUACUGUCGACGUCAACGUAACUACGGAUAUUGAAGACGGGUUUACCGAAGAGGAACUGUACACGGCGCUUUCCACUGGUUUCAUAUGUAUUUUUAACAAUUUUGAUGUUACAAAAUCUUUUGUGGUGAAUCAGGAAGCAAGAGCUGUGGCUAAGAAGUUAGGUGAUAUUUUGAUGGAGAAUACGAAAGGAGGCGGGAUUGGAGAUGUGGUGGAGGGGCUGAAAGAUAGACUGCACAGUAUAGUUCAUGAUGACGAGACGGAGAGACAGACUGAGGAGAAAGUUCUAAAGGAAAAGGAAAGAUUGGCGCUGAAGGGGUAUGGGAAGGCAAUGCUCCAGAGAUAUGUGGACAAGGGAAAGAAAGCUGGAUGGGGAGUUGAGAGGGUAGUAUGGGAACAAAUUCUUCCCACCUCGGCAGCUAUGACGGCCAAUCAGUCACAGCUUCUCUCCCAAGUCCUGGGCUAUUACCUCAGUGAUGCCGGAUCAUCACACCUACCACAGCUCUACACUAUUGCCCAUGAAACUACCAAGGAGUCUGAUGAUUUACUCUUGCACUACUUCCUCGAAGCAGCCCGACUUCGCGGCACCGUCGCACUUUUCCGUCUCUACUCACCCUCGCAAUCCACUUCUCAAGCCACCACCACCACCAACCCCGCCCCAGGAACCGUCGUACUCCUCAACCUUCCCCUUGCCCACCAAGACCCCACCGCCUUCCCCAAUCCCGAAACCGUGGUCCUCGACCGAAGUCUCGACUCUUAUCUCAUGUUCGGGCACGGCCCACACGAAUGUCUCGGCCGCGAUAUCGCUUUAGCGGGGAUGGUGCGCGUGUUUAGACUUAUCGUCGGGCUGAAGAAUUUGAGACUCGAUGCGGGGUCGAGUGGGUAUAGUAGGAAGAGCGUGGCGGGUGAGGCGAAGGGAAUGAAAACUGUGGAGACGGAAUAUGGGAUUGCGUAUUUGGAUGACGAGUUGUCGACUUUGGGACCGUUUCCAAAGGGGUUGAGGAUUUGCUGGGAUGAGUAGGAGAGGGGGUUCGGGUUUAUUGUUGUGUGAGGUUUUGGGAAAUCAUUUGUCUGUCUAUUGAUCUAUCUAUCUCUUUUUUUAUUCAUUUUCUACUGGGAAGGAAUCGGGAAAUUGGGAAUAAGGUUAUCAUAGUAUCCAUUAUCUAAGAGUAUUCUGUCUUUGAUUUGAUUGGCGAAUUGUCAGAAAUUCAAGGGAUUUCUCAUUACUAUAUUCUUUUUCCUCUCUAGAGUACGUAUCCGCGCCAGUAAAUUUGAUUUCGGGAUUUUGUCGAGUAGCCUGGAUAUUCA
Botrytis cinerea B05.10 is the source of this 4487-nucleotide messenger RNA. RefSeq names its product BcppoA80 (gene BcppoA80). NCBI's taxonomy places the organism in Eukaryota, Fungi, Ascomycota, Leotiomycetes, Helotiales, Sclerotiniaceae. The record is from RefSeq and is a predicted model, not a curated record. Bases 343 to 4200 code for a protein of 1285 amino acids. Gene Ontology annotation, biological process: response to oxidative stress. Gene Ontology annotation, molecular function: oxidoreductase activity, acting on paired donors, with incorporation or reduction of molecular oxygen; heme binding; monooxygenase activity. The transcript is spliced from 8 exons.